UUAAACAUUACCAUCGACCCAGUGAUCACACCGUUCACACGCAACCCACGUUUUACCUCCGAGGCGCGGAAUAGGGGCGAGGUCAAAGGAAAUUCUGGUCAAAUUACCCUCAUUUCUCCAGCGCAGUGACAGGGUCGCCAGGACGGAUUCCUGCGCUCGGCACGGGUCCUUUCCGUCUCAGCCAUUAAAAUAAUCCACAAUGAAGGCAGCCUAUGGGCAGAGAGCAGGACAGUGUGUUUGCGCUUAACGAGAUCUGAAGGUACACUCAGCGACUGCACUGUGUGUUUCGGUUGUGUCAUCAAAUGCACCAAGUUGUCUUUUGUUUGGAAAGGCCGAGAAAGACAAAUCUCACAUUUAUUUCAGGGAAUGGGCAGUUGCACGUGUGAACGCUCAUUUAAAGCAAAGUUUGGAGGCUGGAGACGAAUAUUCCUGCUGCUGCUGCUGCUCUCAUGAGUAAUAAAAUCAGAUUUAACACCCUGAAGAUGACGAGCUGUCAUCCUGAGCGGCGUUGAGACGACGGCUCAAUCCCCAAACGCCCGGAUGAGAGCAGCAGGCGACAUUCAGGGCAACAUGGUCGCAUGAGUGGGCCGAGUCGAGGGCGACCAUUCCUGGGGGACGACGGCCACUGCUGGAAUCUGUGACAUUCGACGCUGCCCACGGAGGGAGAGCGGUUCUGGGAAAAUACAGGCAGAGAUAGAGGCGUGGAGGCGGGGAGGAACGGCACAAUUCCCCUCGCGUGGUGUCCUAUUUCGUUGGUGAAGGACCGUGCAGACACGCUAUCUCACACUAAGCUAUGGAAUGCUCUCUGCACCCACCAUCACUAGUCUCCAAUCUUUGGACUGAGCUCCAAACGCUUAGUUAGCGGCUGUGCUUCUCCCCUCGAACUCUUUCUAACCAGGGGACGAAGAAAAGGAGCGGGCUUAACAAGUCCUCCGCUACAAACGCACACAGCACUUCUUGGUUUUUUUUCUUUCUCUUUUUUUAAAUAUUUAAACUAGUUUUUCUCCGCUUGGAUUUUUGUCUGGUGAAAUCACAUCAAGAUGGAUCUGGAACCGUACCUGUGGAUGGUGAUUAUCGGCUUCAUCAUUGCCUUCAUCCUGGCCUUUUCGGUGGGCGCCAAUGAUGUGGCCAAUUCCUUCGGCACGGCAGUGGGGUCCGGUGUGGUCACGUUGAAGCAGGCCUGCAUCCUGGCAUCGAUCUUUGAGACGCUGGGCUCAAUGCUGCUGGGGGCCAAAGUGGGCGAGACGAUUCGAAAGGGCAUCAUAGAUGUUAGCCUGUACAACGAAACGGUGCCCGUACUGAUGGCGGGGGAGGUCAGCGCCAUGGUCGGGUCAGCCGUCUGGCAGCUAAUCGCCUCCUUCCUCAAACUGCCGGUCUCUGGGACUCACUGCAUUGUUGGCGCCACCAUCGGCUUCUCCAUGGUGGCCAUCGGCACCAAGGGAGUGCAGUGGAUGCAGCUUGUCAAGAUUGUGGCAUCAUGGUUCAUCUCGCCUUUGCUCUCUGGACUCAUGUCUGGACUCCUCUUCAUGCUCAUCAGACACUUCAUCCUCAACAAGGAUGACUCUGUCCCUAACGGCCUGCGAGCGCUGCCCCUCUUCUAUGCGUCCACAAUUGGGAUCAACACUUUCUCCAUCUUGUACACUGGAGCCCCGUUGCUCGGGUUAGAGAUGCUGCCGAUGUGGGCCAUCUUCCUCAUCACUUUAGCUGAGUCGCUGGUCUGUGCUGCUCUAGUCUGGAUAUUCGUCUGUCCCUGGAUGAGGAGGAAAAUAGCAAGUCGUCUAAAGAAGGAGCAGGCUCUGUCCCGGAUCUCUGAUGAGAGCUUGGACAAGAUACCUGAAGAGGAGGAGGAGAGCCCAGUCUUUAAGGAACUACCGGGGGCCAAGGGCACAGACGAGGCCGUGCUGCCGCUCACGGGGGGCAGCAGUGAGCGGAGCACCCGCGACUCCAGUGGAGAACUCACCAACCUGGCUAAUGGAGGCACAGUCCUGCCUAACGGCAGGGUGUACGGCCGGACCCACUCGAUGACCAACGGCUGCCUCAAGUCACCCGUCUCUAAUGGCAGCUUCAGCUUCGAUGGCCACAUGCGCAGCGAUGGCCAGGUGUACCACACAGUGCACAAGGAUUCGGGUCUCUAUAAAGACCUGCUUCACAAAAUCCACCUGGGCCGCAUGGACGACAGCGACCGCUCAGGCUCCAACGCCGGCCCGGCUGACAACAACUACCGCCUGCUGCGCCGCAACAACAGCUACACCUGCUACACAGCAGCCAUAUGCGGCAUGCCCGUCCAGCCGCUCAUCCGCACGGAGUCGCGCGAGGACAGCGAGAAGUUGGUGGGAGAGGGAGGCGGCGGCAGGAGCAACAGCGUGUCCUACUCCAAGAAGAGGGUGCGCUACGACAGCUACUCGUCGUACUGUAAUGCCGUGGCGGAGGCUGAGAUCGAGGCAGAGGAGGGCGGGGUGGAGAUGAAGCUGGCCACAGAGCUGGAGGGGGUGGAGGAAGAAGGGGCUCCUGCUCCAGUGCCUCUAGAUGACUUGGCUGAGGAGGACCACGAGGAGAAGGAUAAGUCUGAGGUGUUCCUGCUGUUCCACUUUCUGCAGAUCCUCACUGCCUGCUUCGGCUCCUUCGCCCAUGGAGGAAAUGAUGUCAGUAAUGCCAUUGGGCCCCUGGUGGCGCUGUGGAUGAUCUACGACCAGGGCGGUGUGAUGCAGGACGCCGCCACUCCCGUCUGGCUGCUGUUUUACGGUGGUAUAGGCAUCUGUGCCGGCCUGUGGGUGUGGGGCCGCCGCGUCAUCCAGACCAUGGGCAAAGACCUGACUCCCAUCACCCCCUCAAGCGGAUUUUGCAUUGAAGUAAUGAGUGCGCUAACAGUGCUUGUUGCAUCAAAUGUGGGCAUCCCAAUAAGCUCCACCCACUGCAAGGUGGGCUCAGUGGUGGCCGUGGGUUGGAUCCGCUCCCAGAAGGCGGUGGACUGGCGCCUCUUCAGGAACAUCUUCCUGGCGUGGUUCGUCACGGUGCCCGUGGCCGGCCUGUUCAGCGCCGCCAUCAUGGCCCUGUUCGUCUACGGCAUCCUGCCCUUCGUGUGAGGGCACGCGGCCGGGAGGGAGAACAGAGGAAGAAGAAGAAGAGAGUCAGAGAGAGAGUGAAAGAGGGAAACUUGGGUAAAAAUCAUAGCUCAAGUGUCGGGGUUGCAGAUAAAGGAGAAGGAAAUAUAGAGAGGGAAAAGGGCAAGGGUGACGGGAGUUGAGAGGUUUACAGAUGGACUUGGUUGUACUGUGGAUGCGAGGAGGGUUGGUUCAUAUGCUGCCUGGCUCCGAGUCCAGAGAUCUUUUUGACUCAUUUGAGUUUCUGAUCGGUUUUUAUUUAUUCUCGUUUCGGGUGCAUAAGAAAGUGCGUAACCGGCAUGUUCAUUGUACCAUUCAAUCUGCUGUACAUAUGACAAUAAUAUAGGGAGAUUUCCAGUAACUCUUAACAAGAACUGUGGCUGUUGGAGAAACAGUGGCAGUCGUUUUCUGUCUCGUCAUUUAAAAAAAGAAAAAUCAUGAGUUAAAAAAAAUAAUUAAUCGAACGGUUAAUUCUGCACACCUAAACCGACAAACAUGCCUGUAUCAUUCUGCCUGCUAUCCCAGGUAGCAUAGUUGGUCAAGUGCUUAUUACUAUUGUUCCAAAAUGCCAGAAAAAAACCCCUGUACAUAUUGUUAUACUGGAUCGAGUGUGACUUGUUGUAGUGCGGCUUGCUUUAAAGUUAAAAAAUAAGAAAAGAUGUGCGUGUGGUCAACCAACCCAUCCCGUCAUCUCACUUUAAACAUGCUAGCCAGGUACAACUAGGGCCAAACGGAAAGUGGGUGGUGGGACUGUCACUCUGCUUUUUUAUUUUCCACAUGAUACCAUAGAAACCUGAUUUGCUAAAGAGUUGAUUUUUGUCAAGAGCUCCUGUAUGUUUUUAGAGAUGGAUCUCAUAUUUUUUAAUGAUGUAUUAUACUGUAAUUUGUACUGUAAAUACUGUCCUA
Messenger RNA from Chelmon rostratus (copperband butterflyfish), 4007 nucleotides. It is a transcript of the gene slc20a2, whose product is annotated as solute carrier family 20 member 2. Bases 1041 to 3083 code for a protein of 680 amino acids. The transcript is spliced from 12 exons. Gene Ontology annotation, cellular component: membrane. Gene Ontology annotation, molecular function: phosphate transmembrane transporter activity. Gene Ontology annotation, biological process: phosphate ion transmembrane transport. The record is from RefSeq and is a predicted model, not a curated record. NCBI's taxonomy places the organism in Eukaryota, Metazoa, Chordata, Actinopteri, Chaetodontiformes, Chaetodontidae.